Molecule: messenger RNA, 1662 nt
Organism: Aspergillus tubingensis
Lineage: Eukaryota; Fungi; Ascomycota; Eurotiomycetes; Eurotiales; Aspergillaceae
Exons: 1
Coding region: 1-1662 (553 amino acids)
Source: RefSeq, a predicted model, not a curated record
AUGGAUACUCAGUCUCAGAACCCCCCAGUCGCUCAGCAUGGCUCGUCCGACGAGGAUGAAGUCUCCGCAACGGAGGUGGAACCAUUGGGAGAAGCCACACCACUAGGCAAAGCGACCUUGUCAGAAUCAAUGAUGAGUGAGGAGAGUUCCAUUUUCAACGCCCUACGGACAGACUCUGGCACCGAAGAGCUCGGCUCGAAAUUUGGCUCGGCAUGUCAUUCUCGUGGCAAUCUUGAUAGCAGGAUCGCUGCCAAUAUGGCCAUGUUUGUCCCUCUUGCGCCUGAAGCAACGGAUCCUUUCCAGCGGGCGGACCGUGAGCCAAAGUAUUAUCCGGAAAAGAAUACACAAUCCCCUGGUUGGCAUCCCCAGUUAGCAUUGGACAGCCGUGUGCUAUCCACAGAUGAAGGGAAGGCGGUUGUAGCCUUACCUGCAGACGACUCGCUGAAACAAAACCUUCUUGAUGCGUUGCACCUCAGGAAGGCAGUUAGUCUCAACGAUGCAGAUGAUACCUCGAGAACGUUUAAAUGGCCGGGUAACCUUGACUCACCAGUCAGCCCUGCACUUCCCACUUAUCCUCCACCAGUGAGAGCGCCCACACCCCCUGGACUUCCUUCAUUCGGGACUCGAGAAGCUGUCUACUACACUGCCCAAUUUCCUGUCCGUUCUGCUACUACCAGUGGGCGAACGCAGCAGUCAAGUCCAAGCCCGCCUAGGCGUGCGGGUAGGCGCGUUGCUGAUGGCUCUAGAACGGGAUCCUACGGAGGGAUGCUACGAAGGCUCCUCAGUUUUUCAUCGUCUCCUCCCCCGCAGCCUAGACGUCAGACAUAUAUUGUGGCAAGGGCAGAAGAUGGUACUGCGGUUCAAGGUCGCUUUCCUUAUAGACAGAGUGGCCACGGCAUGAAUUUGGCUAGACGAUUGGAGGAUCAUCCCUUUCACCGAACUGCCAUUCCAGCUACUUGCGAAGAUGGUGUUGAUGUUGACAGCAGCGCUACACAGGAUGGACAAAUUAACCGAAGGCUCUCAGACGUGAAACGGGACCAGGCUGACAGCACCGAUCCUGCAAACACAAGCGCUGGUAGUCGCAUGCGAAGACAUCGCCCACAGAUAGGACUGAAUAGCUUACUACCGUUGCCUCGCCCAGUUUUGGCAUCUUCUUCUCAACGACCAGCCUCGGCAAAUGCUUCUCUUCCUACUUCUAGAGUCGACUCGUUUUACACCUGUGCAUCUCGUUCGCAAAUGCCAGGCAUACCCAGGCACAUGGAAAGCCACGAUGCCCGAGGCACUGAGAGCGUGGGGGAUUCUGCGGCAUGCUAUCUUGCACCCACGGAGUCACCACCCGUCUUUACCGCACAGGAAGAAAUUGAGUCCGCCAACUUUAACUCGAGUCCUUGGCUACAAUCGCUGCGUGACGUCAACUCUUGGUUCUCAUGCUGCAUGGGGGCUCGUAAUGAGCAGGACGCCGCCAUUCAUUCGAAUACGGCCUCCAAUGACACAUACGCCACUGCGAGAAGCCAUCUUUCAUCUAAUGCAGCAGAACAUACGCAUCCUAAUGCCCCGAAAAAUCAGGUGCAAAGCCUACAGCAGUGGCUCUCAGGAGUUUGGAGGUCGCUUCAGACGUUACCUUUUCGCAACGUCCCGGUCACAAGCCCGAUGUCGGCCUGA